Molecule: messenger RNA, 564 nt
Organism: Exophiala bonariae
Lineage: Eukaryota; Fungi; Ascomycota; Eurotiomycetes; Chaetothyriales; Herpotrichiellaceae
Exons: 3
Coding region: 1-564 (187 amino acids)
Source: RefSeq, a predicted model, not a curated record
AUGGUCAAGGUGGCAGAGAAUCGCGUGAUUGAUCUUGACGUCUUCCCUGGUGAUCCAAAAGGUGACCAACUUGCAGAGCAAACAAGGGCCGCCGUCUCAGGAAAGCUUCCUCAAGAAGGAGCCCAAGGCGUUUCUGCCAAUUCACAAAGCGCAAUCACUGCACUUGGUGGUACUGUCGGAGGUGGUGUGAAAGGCGUUGUUGACACGCUUGGAAAUACUGUUGGAGCAUUAGGUGAAGGGGUAACGGGUACUGUGCAAGGCGUUGGUGACGGUGUUGGAAGUACUGUUCAAUUCGCUGGUGGAGCAGUAGGAGCUGGAGCAGGUAAACUCGGCAACAUGUUCACAGGAAGUAAGCAAGGCCAAUCUGAGGCCAUGAAGGACCAAAAAGCGAAUUUGAACGCAGAAUCAAAGAAGACCGAGGAAAUUGAAUCCGACAUUCCUACUUCGGUUCAAGAACACAGUAAAGAUGCUAAUAAUGCGGCCAAGAACACUCCGCAGAAAUCAGAAGGUCUCGAAGACCAGGGAGAAGAUAAAAUUGCAGGUGUAUCUUCGUCCUCGUCUUGA